Molecule: messenger RNA, 4597 nt
Organism: Anoplopoma fimbria (sablefish)
Lineage: Eukaryota; Metazoa; Chordata; Actinopteri; Perciformes; Anoplopomatidae
Exons: 14
Coding region: 438-2870 (810 amino acids)
Biological process (GO): neural crest cell migration; negative chemotaxis; positive regulation of cell migration
Molecular function (GO): chemorepellent activity; semaphorin receptor binding
Source: RefSeq, a predicted model, not a curated record
AGGUGGAGCUGAGAGCGUCGAGCUGGAACCAGGACUGGAAAAAAACAGCAGCAACAGACUCCGAUGUGGAUCCUUUACAACCCCUGUAAGUGAUGGGCACCAUUAAGAUGAUCUCCUCCAGCAUCCCUCACCAGUAGCUGGGCAGCAUGGCUCCGGCUCCUCCUUCCAGAGAGGACACCAGUAGCUCAUUAGCACUGCCCUGGAGGCUGACGCCGACAUAGAUAUAGUUCCUCAUCACGGUGGACACCAACUGAUCUGCAGCCCACAGGCCCGUUUAAACACACUUAUGAGCUGCCUCACAAGGACGAAUUGUGCCGGAGCGGCAGCAACAUCUGGACCGAGACCUUAAACCAUGUUCUGUCUCUGAUUGGUUGCUUUGGGCGGCAGAGCUGGACCGUGCAGCUCUUCCACGCUUAGACAAACCCGGACUCUGAGCCAUGUCUCUUCUCUCGGCCCUGAGCAUCAUCUGUGGAUUGAUGCUCCAUGUUUCCUACAGUGCACUCAACACUCACUAUUGUGUCCCACGAAAGACAGUUCCCUACCGGAACGAGCUGAAGUUGUUCAGGGAAGAGGGGAUCUUUAACUACUCCACUAUGCUGAUGAGAGAUGACCUGGGUGUUUUGCUGCUGGGGGCCCGAGAGGCCGUAUACGCUCUGGAUAUCAACGACGUCUCUGCCAGAAAGGCUGCGGUGUAUUGGCGGGUCACCGAGGAGAAGCAGAGGGAGUGCACGUACAAAGGAAAACAUGCUGAGGUGGAAUGCCGUAACUACAUCCGAACCCUGCACAGAGUGAAUGACACUACGAUGUAUGUGUGCGGCACAAAUGCUUUCAGCCCCUCCUGUGAUUAUCUGACUUUUGUAAAUGGACAGCUGAGGCUGGAGGGAAAGCCGGAGGAGGGAAAGGGGAAGUGUCCUUUUGAUCCCUUCCAGAGAUACUCCUCCCUCAUGGUCGGAAACGACCUGUACUCUGCUACAUCCAUCAACUUCUUGGGCUCUGAGCCGGUGGUUCUGCGCAGUUCCGACUUGGCUCUACGCACUGAGUUUAAGAGCUCCUGGCUCAGUGAGCCAAACUUUGUCUUCAUGGACUUUGUGGGUGAGAGUUUUGGUAGUCCUGGCGGUGAUGAUGAUAAGGUGUACAUGUUCUUCAGUGAGAAUGCCAUGGAGUACGACUUCUACAGGAAAGUUGCAGUGUCCCGAGUGGCCCGAGUCUGCAAGGGGGAUAUGGGCGGCCAGCGGACACUGCAGAGGAAAUGGACGACGUUCCUGAAAGCCCGUCUGGAUUGUUCCCUCCCUGAACCCAGCCUGCCCCCCAUUGUCCAGGAUGUCUUCCUGCUGAAGGACGAGGACUGGAGGAAGAGCGUCUUCUACGCUGUCUUCACUCCGCAGUCGAGCUUGUCCCAGGUUUCUGCAGUAUGUGCAUUUAAAGUGUCUGCCAUUCGGGACAUUUUUAACGAGGGCAAGUUUAAGACACCUGUCGCCGUGGAGACGUCCCACGUCAAGUGGGUGAUGUACACUGGAGAGGUGCCGGUCCCAAGACCAGGAGCGUGUAUCAAUAACGUGGCACGUAACAUGGGGAUGAAUCGCUCUCUGGACCUUCCUGACAAAACCCUCCAGUUCAUCAGGGACCGUCCCCUCAUGGACGAUGCCGUUCGCCCGCUGACAGGAGGCCCGCUGCUGGUCAAGAGGGGAGCUUUGCUGACUCGGAUUGUAGUGGACAGUGUGUUGGCGCUGGACGGAGAGAGAUAUGCAGUCAUGUUCAUCGGCACUGAAAACGGUUACAUUCAGAAGGCUGUCAACUACGCAGGAGAGAUGCUCAUCAUUGAGGAAAUUCAGCUGUAUGAAAACCCCGUGCCUAUAAGCAUCCUGCGCCUCUUGUCCAGCAAGGGCCAACUGUAUGCAGGUUCAGCGUUUGGUGUCAUCCAGAUGCCGGUCAGUAACUGCAGCCGCUAUGACUCCUGUGUGGACUGCAUCCUGGCCAGGGAUCCGUACUGCGCCUGGGACCUCCCCACCGAGCAGUGCUCCUCAGUCCACAGCUCGUCACUCAUCAUGAGUACUGCAAUACAGAGUCUGAAGGAAGGAGACGUCACGCGAUGUCCUCCGCCAGAUCCAGUAGCAGCUGUGGACUUAACCCUCGUUCCAGAGAACAACAUCCAGCUGCCUUGCCAGCUCCACUCCAACUUGGCUCAGGUCCUGUGGCGGUUCUCCGACCAAACACUUCACUCCAGCAACAAAUACUACAUCUACAGCGGGGGGCUCCUCAUCCUGGGGGCCUCUGAAUUGGACGCCGGCCUCUACACGUGUGACUCUGUGGAGCUGAUCAACGGGAGGGCCUACAACCGGACAGUGGCGGUUUAUCACCUGCAGCUCGACUCCGGCCUAGGAGAGGUUGGCGGGACGACUCCCAGCAACGAGGUGACAAAUUCCUCAAAAUCUAUUCACAGUCUGAACACUGCCGCUCCGGGGCCGGCGCCAACCCCGCGUAACGAGGAACCGCCGUCCCCCGAGAACCAAAGCGACACGGGCAGGGUGACCCGCUUGGAGGUCGCCGUGGGUCUGCUCUCGCUGCUUUGUCUCUCCCUGAUGGGCGUCAUAUUAUGGAUCUGGAGUCAGGGUGGGGCAAGGGAGUGCUUUAAGUUUGCGAAGCGCAAAGGCGAAAUCGAGGGGAAGAGGCAGUCGGCUGAGUACAUGCACAUCCCGAACAGAACUUCAGAGAUAAAGCUCCUGGGGCCCGAGCCUGGAAGGCCUUGCAGUGCCAAUAAUAAUCACUCCACCGUUGACUUCAAAGGGAACGGGGAGCACCACUUCACACCUAUGGCCAACAUUUCAAGCCUGGACGGGUUGGGAUACAUAAAUGAUGAGUCAGAGAUUUGACUCUGCUGAGGUAUAGAAUUCAAUCCAAGGCCAACGACCAAUUAUCUUCCUGUAGUUGUGCUACUGUGGAGAAAAAAACUUUUCACAUUAUAGAUUCUUUUGAUUGGUGUCGUUGCCAAUUUCCUCCACUGUCGAUCAUUUCUGUACGCUGACGGGGCAGCUCAUGUUCACUGUAAAGACUUUUCUGGUGGAAUUUUCAUUCCGAGAAAACAGUUGAUAAGUCAUUUUUUUAUAUAUGUAUUUUUUUGUAUAAUGAUAAAUUGUGAAUACACACUGUGUAAUAUAUUGUGUACAGGCAAGAGCGUUUUAUUUUCAACUAUUAUUUAUUUGAAGCAAUAUCAUUUUUGUUGCAGCAAUCAUAAUACGUGUGAUCUAAGUCUUAGGUCUCUUCGAUAGAGUCAGCAGCUAUGAACAAGUAGCAAACACUUUGACCUCUUGUUUCCAGUGAGAUUUCAUUUUAUGGAUUAUUCAAGACAACAUUCAUCAGUCAGAGAGCAUAAUGUCCAAUCUUUGGUUGUGUUAAUGAUUGAUCAAUAGCCUACUUCUUAUUUCCUGGUAGCUAUAAAAAAUAUAUAUAAAAUGGAGUACAGAUUAACUGCUGUAUUCAACAGUGUGUAGGAUUUGGUGGCAUCUAGCGUUGCAGACAGGCAGCAACCUCCAGUUCUGAAAAAUACCUUGAAAUUGCAUUCUUUCUACCAGCCAGCAGGGGGUGACUGCUCUGGUUGUAAAAAUAAUAUAUUGUAUAAAAGUCUAUGAGAAAAUAAUCCUACUUCUCAUUUAGUUUAUUCCCUCAGUAAACAUUGUAAACACGCGUUUAUGGUCUCAAUCUCUAGUUUCAAGUCUUCUUCAAUACAGCAUGAUGUUCAUCUAGUAAAUUAUGGUUCAUUUAGAGUCAAAUAGACCCUAAAGCAGGGUAGGCUUAAGGGCGGGGCUUACUGUGAUUGACAGGUUGCUACCAGAGCUGUAUGCAGCUUCUCUACCUCACUUCUCCGCAGUCCAAAUAUGGUCACUUCUGUUCACUGGCUGGAAAAAAACAGCAAUAUGGUGAAGGGAAAAAUGCAAAAUCCGAGGCUACCAAUCGGCAGUCCACAAAUCACAAUCAACAUUACAAAGACGUCCAUUUAUUAUAUACAGUCUCUGGUUGCAGAUUGCAACCAACUGAAUACCCCUCCACUCAUGUCCUCCCUUUCCAAGACUGUGUACAGGUUACUGCACUUUCACAAGCGUGUCAGAGAACUACGGUGGCCUUCAGGUAGCCUAAAAACGUGUAACACCCUCUCUAGAGCCAGUGUUUGGUUUGUCCAUUCUAGGCUACUGUAGAAACAUGGCGGUGCAACAUGGUGGACUCUGUGAAGAGUAUCUACUCCCUUUGUAGAUUUAAGCUAAUUGUAUCCUAAUAAAAACACAGUCAUGAAUAUAUUAUUACAUUUCUGCUAAUAGAGCCCACUAAAUCCUACACAUUGUGCCUUUAAGAAUUAAAAUAGGUGAUUAAAAGUGACAAAUCUGUUUUCCAUAACAGACACAUAAGAUUACUUCACUCCUGUAAAUGUUGUACAUCAUUGAGAGUGAACUAGGGUGUCAUUGUGAAGCAGAAGUGUGGGUGUCAAGUGAAUCAGUGCAUCAGAGACAAAGCCAGGAUAAGAUUUUUUCUGUUUUUGGUGUAAUCUUUGGGGAAAAUGCAGCCCUUGUUGAUAAUAAUAAUAAUAAUAAACUUUUUUUGGGAGUUU